AUGUCUACUUCUUCUGCUGCCUCGACUUCCUCCUACGGCUCCAACGGCUCAUCCUGGCAGGAACGCCUCGAAGAGGCUUGCCGUGAUGCCCAAAUCAUGCCCCCCACCUUUCAGAUCGUGUCUGAUCGUCGAGGCGGUCGAACAGCUUGGUCCAGCCAAGUCACAAUCCAGGGCCAGACUCUUGCAGCACGAUAUUGGUACGAUGGCAAGAACCUCAACAAUGCCAAAGAAGACGCCGCCGAAUGUGCCCUGAACUGGCUGAGGGCCGGUUGGUAA
Molecule: messenger RNA, 276 nt
Organism: Trichoderma citrinoviride
Lineage: Eukaryota; Fungi; Ascomycota; Sordariomycetes; Hypocreales; Hypocreaceae
Exons: 3
Coding region: 1-276 (91 amino acids)
Source: RefSeq, a predicted model, not a curated record